Messenger RNA from Oncorhynchus tshawytscha (Chinook salmon), 7701 nucleotides. It is a transcript of the gene arhgef37, whose product is annotated as Rho guanine nucleotide exchange factor (GEF) 37. Gene Ontology annotation, cellular component: cytoplasm. The coding region runs from base 779 to 3166 and encodes 795 amino acids. The record is from RefSeq and is a predicted model, not a curated record. Lineage: Eukaryota; Metazoa; Chordata; Actinopteri; Salmoniformes; Salmonidae. The transcript is spliced from 13 exons. Gene Ontology annotation, molecular function: protein binding; guanyl-nucleotide exchange factor activity.
UAUCAAUGUUACAUGUUGUACAAAUCUUUUGUGAACAGUAGACAAUUUUGUGAAAUUAAAUACUCAAAUGAAAAAUGAGUUUUCGUCAUUAGUUUAUUUAAAACUACAAGUCAGCAUAAUGAUGACUCCGCAGGUAAUUAAACCAGCUCUGCAGCAUUCCUUGGCCCAAUUCCAAUGUUAUCAACUCAGACAUGCCUGAAUGUUUCACAUUCCUACGGAAUCAACCAGUUGAACACGUAGUUUCCUAAAUACUUGUGUGUUCCUUGUUGCCUCUGAAAUAGUUGUUUUAGUUAGUUGAAUUGUUCCUCUGUAAAUAUCUGAGAAAAUGUCAUUACCCUCAUGAUAAAUACUUACUGUAAACUCCACAUGAUUGUAUUGUCUUGUGCUGAGACAUCCACACAAAGGACACGUCUAAAUUCUUACAGACGGGAAAUCAUUACAAUUACUUGGGCGGAAAUUGCCAUUGAAUUCACUUGGAGCUUUUACUUCCUGUGAGAAAACAUCAGUCGGCGUGGCGCUGUGUCUCCAUUUGGCGGGCCAGCCUGUCUUCUUAAAUGGGGGGCCAGUCAAUGAGCUUUUGCCUGAGCAGGCGUCACUUCCUUUCUACAGGCUGCUGCAUUCAAUCAGCUGAUUCAGCACAGAGAGAGGCUGUGUGCUGUGUCUUCUCUGGCCUCCACACUGCUAUAGCCUUUCACCUCCUCCCUGCCUCCACCCUUUCCCCCUAACAAACAGCCCAGCUGAGCCUCCCAUCCCCCCACAAGCGUCCACUCACACACCCAUGCCACAUGAAGCCCAGCUCUUAGUGAGUGAGUGGAAAAAGUUACACCAGUCUUUCUGUGUGUUGGCCAGUCAAUCGAAUGCAGCAGCACACGCCACUGUCCCACAAGCUGAGCUGCGUCUGAUCCCAGUCCUCUACUCAAGCCCCAGCAUGGAGAGCCCCUUGAGUGCAGAAUCAGCUCCCCCAACCCCAGCUCCCAGAAACCAUACUCCUUCUCCAAGUCCAAGAGCUGAGGCCCAAGAGUUGAGAAUGGAGGAGAAAGAGAGAACAGUGGACACAGAGGAGGACCCUAUAUAUCUGUCUCUGUUAUCAGCAGUGUCAGUGGUUGUGGAUGAGCCAGCAGAGGAUGCAUCAGAGAAGGCUGAGGAGAGAGCUGAGAGAGAGGCUCAGAGGCAGCUCCUGGCCACAGAGGAGCUGGUCUACACAGAGAGGAACUACCUGAGACUCCUCCAGGUCUGCACCUGCACCAUCAGGAGCAACCUGCAGAAACUCCAGCCACAGCUGCCUAACCUGAACAGCAUGUUCCUGUACAUAGAGGAGGUGAUCGACGUGUCAGGGCGCCUCCUUAGCUUCCUGGACCAGAAGCAGUUGACACCCCAUGAUCCUCUCUUCCUGGAGACUCUAUGUGAUGCCUUCCUCAGUCUAUCAACAGACAUGGAGUCGGCAUACAAGGAGUACCUGGCCAACUACAACACCGUCACAGCGUUAGAGAACAGCUACAAGCAGAAAGAUGCCCUGUGGACUGAGAUAGUGAAAGUCAUCAAGUCCUCAGAGCCAGAGGUGAAUGCCACCUCUCUGAGCUUCUUCCUGGUGAUGCCAGUCCAGAGGAUCGCCCGCUACCCUCUUCUCCUCCAGACCAUCAUGAAACACACAGAGCCUGGGCACCCGGCCUACUCUCUUCUGGAGCAAACUGCCCACACCGCCAUAGCCCUGAACUGCAGGAUCAAUGAGUACAAACGCUUCAGAGAAGUAGCCGACAAAUACAGGAAGACGGAAACCCUGACUAUAAGGGAUAAGAUGAAUCGUCUGAACAGCCACAGCAUCGCUAAGAAGACGGCCAGACUGAGUCAGUUCAUCAAGCAUGAGACGGGGAUUGCACCAAAGCUGGUAGAUGAGGAGUUUGAUGCCUUGGAGGGUUUUUUCUAUCUCCUUGAAAAUGGUAUCACCGUGCUACAUGAAAAUGUGGAGACAUAUCUAGACCAUCUACAGAGGUUUCUGAGCUGUCGACCAGAGGAGUUUGAUCUUGACAUGGAUGGUGAGAAGCCUGCUAUAUGCUACAAAGAAGUCAUAACAGCACUGAGGCAAUGGAUACUUCCUACAUUUGAGAAGAGGAUGAGGACUUUGGUCCACAAGCCCAUCUGUGCCCUGAGAGAGCUCCUGGUGGGGCCUCGUAACCUGAUCAGUAAGCGUCUGGACAAGCUGCUGGACUACGAGCUGAUCGAAGAGAAGCCCAGUCUGAGCUACGAUGAGCAGGCGGUGGCUAACACCUAUAAGACCAUCAACACCCUGCUCCUCAACGAGCUGCCCCAGUUCAACGGCCUGGCCCUCACCCUGCUCUGGGGCAUGCUGGGGGCUUUCAGCUGCCUGCACAAGGACCUGGCUAAAGACAUGGAGCAGCUCUUCCAGGGCUUCACCCAACAGCUCCCUCACGGUUCCCUGGAGCCGAAUGCAUUCUGGGAGUGGGCGGAGUGUUCGGUGCUGGAGGGUGCAAGGAGGCUGGAGAGCCUGUGUUGGAAUGUGAAGGACCAACUCAAUGCUCCCAUUGUCCAGCCUCUCAGCCCUGGCUCUCAGAAGCGUCUGAAGGUCCUCACAGACAAGCACGGCUCAGGGAAGAUCUACCAGCUGAUGGGUCAUGUGGUGGGGACCAGAGACCUGGACCUGAGCCUGAACAGAGGAGAGCUGGUGGCCAUCAUCAGUGAGAUGGACACACGGGGGGACAAACGACGCUGGCUGGUCGACGCUGGGGGUCCAAGAGGAUACGUCCCCUCCUCCAAGCUGGUACGUUACCACCAGGUAACUAUGGAUCCUCCCCCAUCCCCUCAUCUGAUCACUACCAUGGAUCACGCUGGGGGGGUCAGACGACACUCCUGCACGCCUGGCGUCAGGCGACCCUCCUACACCCCUGAUACACCCCAGCCCCGGCUCCUGAGGUCUAUGUCGAUGACAGUUCCCUGCCUCCAGGUGCUCGCAGGCUAUGACUUCAUGGCAAGGAGCAGUCACGAGGUCUCUCUGAGGGCAGGGGAAACAAUCAGAGUCCUGGAACCCCAUGACAAGAAGGGUAGCUGUGACUGGAGCCUGGUGGAGGUGCGGGGGCAGAGGGGAUACGUGCCCUCCAACUACCUGACAGUGAUGCCCACAUCCACAACGCCCACCGCCCCUUACCGUUAGGGUUGCCCUGGGUAACCAGCCACCAGCCGGUCUGAGCUAGACACUGCCACUCAACCCUUCACUGCCACACAGCUCAUCUUAGCAGGGGAAGCCUACAUCCACAGGAGAGAGAGAGAGAGAGCGAGAGAGAAGGAGAGUUUGUGUGCUGUUGAUUGAAUCACAGAUUUGUGUGUGAAGUGGCGAGGCUGGCAUUUGCAGGUAGAGUGCUCCAAGCCCUCAACUGCAGCUCUUAUUAGCAUGUAAGUGGGAGGCCGCUUCCAUCACCAGGAACCAGGGGUGCAAUCCUGUUUUUUCCCUGGAGAGACUGACUGACUGACAGGCAGGUAGGAAUGCCUCAGCACAGCAUGAUGAUAGAGAAGAGUAGGCAGUCCAUCAAGCUUAUCUGUCUGUCUGGAGUUCUCACUCACUCACUCACUCACUCACUCACUCACUCACUCACUCACUCACUCACUCACUCACUCACUCACUCACUCACUCACUCACUCACUCUUACACACACACACACACAAACACACACACACACACACACACACUACGUAGGUCUGGGCGCUGGCAGUUAAACUGAUGGACAUAUGUACAAACUCCAUUUUGAUGUACCACUAGCACUGUCAGGUGACUUGGCCACUGACGUUGACAGUAAUGCAGUUUAUGCUCAGGCUAAAUAGUUUUCUGAUUUCUAGGAAGAAUGAGGUCGGCAAACCUUAAUGCUAGAUUGCAUGGUCAAAUAAGGAAAGUGGUUAAGAUAACUUGUUCAAAUGGAUGAAGCGGAUCUAGUUUGAUACCAGACAUGAAAUGGCAGCAAAGGUGUGUUACUAAAGCAAUGACAUCAUUAGGUUGAUAUGGCUUUAAUAAGACAGUUGUUGUACUGCAGCUAGCGGAGCCUUCUCAUUGGUCCAAAUAUCAGGGCAGAAUGAGAAGACCAGACAUUACCUGGUGCUGCAUCUGGGCUGACAGACAUAACUGUCUUCUCUCAGCUGGCCACAAGGGGGCGUACCACACCAGCGCUCACCCAACAGAUGUCUGUUGGCUUUACCUUUAGCCUCUUCAAUAUUAGCUCAGUCGACAGUGACGUUAAUCUUCUGGUGGAUGUCACACAACCUGAACAUGUUCAUAUCUUACCGGUGUGGUCAUGUCAUUCCUUUUGCUGUCAAUAUCUGCUACAUAAUAUGAUCUAAAGAGAAUGUUCUCUCUGUAGGCCCACUGUCAAGGUAUAGAUGUCAUGUUUUUAAAAUUGUUUUUAUUUAAUUGAUUUAACACAGCAGGACCGUGCGUCAGGCUUUUUAUAAUAAUCUCUGAUGAUAUGAAGGAAGAAAUCGCUGUUUGAAAGGGAGCACGGCUCUGUCAGUGCAGCAGAGUCAUUGUUAUGCAGAUUGGUGCAGAGUAGUCACUGUGCCCUGGGUAAUACAGCGCUCAAGCUGGGUAUGCAGCUCUUCAGAUAGUCACCUCUAUUUUACCAUGUUGACUCAGAACAGGAUGGUGCAGUUUCUGAAUUUUAGAUAUAAUUUAAGGAAAGGCCACAUACCUGUAGAUAGUGGUGGUCUAUAUGAGAGUUAUGUUAACAGAGCUUUCACUAUGUUAGCCACAAAAUGGAGAGUAAUCACGUGUAAAAAUGGAUGUCAGGGCUUUGAAUUUUGUACUAACCAAACAAUGCUACUGAGUGACACGUGUUGUCCUCCAUAUGACAUUUAAAUGUGUGGUGUAUUCUGUGUUUGUGGUCGUCACUGCCUCAGCUAAGGACGGGUUGUCACCAGGGAUGUGAUGCAGUGACUCCCUGCAGCUACCGCUAACCCUAGUAUGACAGAACCCUACACAGCUCUAAAAAUAAACGUUCUCUCAUUCAAUGGUUCUAUAAAUAGCCCACUGUCUGUAUAGACAGUAUAGACACCCUUGGCCUCCCCCUGCUGGUCACUGUUGGAACAGCAGUUUUACUCCAGCUACCUCUUCUGGGUGGUACAUCGCAAAACAGCUACUGCAAUACUACCUCUACAGUGUUUCUAGGCUGCUCCUGGCGUAAUGCUACAAGGGAGUAUACAGAAAGCAAUUAGAUUGGUUUUACUCUCUGUCUUAGAUAAUUGGGCUCCUGAUUGUGAGGGAAAUCCAGUGCUUUAAUCAGGCAGGGCUGAAUCAAGGCGUCCAUGUUGUUUCUGUCAGAAUGUAGAUCAGCGGCUGCACAAUAACAAUGUCUAUCUGGCUGCAGCCUCAUAUUUGUGCUGGGCAGAAUUUAUUGUCCAAUCACGGGGGGCUAUAUUACGGCAGUCAAGGGAGAGAGCAUCUGUGUGCCGGGGGGCAUUUUUCCUGGAAGAGUUCCCCUCCCAAUUUGGGAGGAAGAGUUGAAUCACAUUGAAUGUGAUGGGGGCUGAUCCAUCCAAGCCGCACUAAGCUGGCCACAGAAAUGGCAGCAGUAGGCCUGUCCUGGGCGCUUUAAACCAGGGCUGUAUUUGGUAACCAUUUGGCAACGCUCCUGAUGCCGUUGCUUCUUUAAGGCCCUGUCAGCUGAUCUCUCUGUCACAACCAAUUUAGUUUUAACAAUAGCUCGUCCCCUGUACUGCUGGACUAGAAUGUGAAAGUCUCCCCUGGCUUGUAGCAAAUGUCUGGGGUUUAGAAGGUAGUGGUGAGACAGGUUAGGGAGGCACAUGACACUCUGCCCCCAUGCAGCCAGGAAGCCCCUUUCUCCUGAUGUUCCCCUCUGGGACCUGGGGAGAGAGCCACUGACAUGGUGCAAUCAGCUCACCGUCCACUGGCUAACUGUGUGUCAGUCAGUCGAGUGACAGAGCGGUAGUGGGCCACGGCAGUCAUGCGGAGCAGAUCUCCUAGUCAGGGGGAUUGACUAGGCAAAAAAUUCACAAAAAUCCACAACAUCAUGAGUUUAUUGCUUUCUCCUUCAGUUUCCAGACCCUCUGAAUAAGACAUGAAUAGAGAUGGAACAUGGACACACACACUGACAUUCUGUAAGAGAUGCAGUUCACCACGUUCCCUUAAACUUGAUAUCAUUUAAUCCAUAAGUUUGCUACACAUUGACUUGAAACUUAAUUCGUUAUGCCUUUUGCAUUUGAAGGAAGUUAUGUGGCCUGCAAUAGACUAGAGUCCUGUCCAGAGAGUGUACUUGUACAUCAAGCUGCUGCACGCUACUGAAAGAGGAGAUACAACGGCCCAUAGGGCAGAAGCCUGUCUUCAACAGGGACACUUACGUGACAUUUAUAAAGUAAUUGCUUUGAUGUUCUAUAACUCCAUGCUUUCAAUUGGCCAAACAUAUUUUGUAACCAAAGAGUAGUCAAGGAUUGUUUACAUGUUGAUCUGCCCUGUGCUGUAUAGGGCAGUGCCCUUUCCCUUAGUGGAAAUCACAUUGACCCCUGUGUGUGGUGACAGUGGGACAGAAUGGUCUGGGGCCUAAUCAGACUGAAGGAGGGGCCCAGGCAAGAGUGGAGAUUUGAGGGCCAGGGGGAUAUGUGGCUAAAGGGGCAGGCAACACCCCCUCCCUCCUGACUUUUACUAAAAUGAUGGCUAACUCUGACUCCAUGGCCUCCUCUCUUUCUCUCUCACUAUCUGCGAAUUGUGGCACUGAGAUGCCACUCUUUCUUUAUUUAAACACUUCGAUAUGCAGGCAUGGACUGUCAUGGCUACUGGCCAGCAUUUGUCCCGCAUGGUGGACAGGCAGCCGCUCAAGGUCUGUCUUGUUUUUCAACAGGGAGGACACGGCACUACCUCUCCAAUUAUGUGAAGAGCCUGACUGUGUUUUGAAACAGCCAGGCAGGCGGUCCAUACGCAAGCUCUAGAGCCCUCUCCCUACUCGCUAGAGCUCUCUCCUCCUAUCCCUGCUCUCUAGAGCUCUCUCCUCCUCUCCCUGCUCUCUAGAGCUCUCUCCUCCUCUCCCUGCUCUCUAGAGCUCUCUCCUCCUCUCCCUGCUCUCUAGAGCUCUCUCCUCCUCUUCCCAUCUCUAGAGCUCUCUUCCCCUCUCUAGAGCGCUCUCCCCUUCUCCCCCUCUACCUGUUCUUCUCUCGAGAGCUCUCUCUUCCUACACUCUCUUGUAAACAGUACUAGGAUGUCAGGGAUGUAAACAGUCAUCACAUGGGUGCAGGACUUAGCGCUUGCGACAGUUUGGCACUCAGAGACACGCAGAGGGGGGAAGGAAGAGGGGGAUGUUUAUGUUCAAUGUUAGAAAGGAGCCCAUCCCAGUCAUCCAUCCUGGCACAAACUAUAUGGCAUGUCCCCCUCUGGCAACCCGAUAAGGCACUUUAUAACACUUACAUGACACUAAGCUCUAUAGUGUUUCAUUUAUUCAAACUCUUGGAGUUCAAAUUCGUAAUUGCUGCAGUAAAAGUUUAGCUGAUGCUGUGGGCUAGAGAAAUAUUUGUUUUGAUUAGAUUUGGUACUAUUUUAAUCUCGCUCUUUAAACUGUCAAUCAUCUCAUGUUCUCUUGUUGCUGUAGUGUACAGUAUGGACUAUAGCUUACAGCCAAAUGAAGUGCUAUAUUGCUAUAGUAGGAAAUAACUUUGUUUUUGCAGUUGUACAUGUUUACAUUAAACAUAUAUACAGUA